AUGUAACCAGAGCACACUAAUUUCUUUUUUCAUCUUAGAAAACGAAAAAAAAAAAAAAAAAAAAAAAAAAGAAGCAUAAUGGGGUUAUCGCUGUGCUUAGUUGUGUUUCAGAAUUUGGUUGCAAAGCUUUUGUUAUUUAAUAUUUUUGUUGCUGAUUAUAUAUCUUCUGCUAAUAUUCAGCAGCCAUCUUGCCAUGAUGAAGAAAGGUCAGCAUUAAUGCAGUUCAAGGAUAGCUUUGUCAUUAACAAAUCUGCUUCUUCUUUUGAAGGUGCUUAUCCAAAGGUUUUACGAUGGAAAUCUGGUAGUAAUUGCUGCUUAUGGGAUGGCAUCGGUUGCGAUGCAGAGACAAGUCAUGUGAUUGGCCUUGACCUUGGUAGUAGUUGUCUCUUUGGCUCUAUCAACUUCAAUAGCACCCUCUUCACCCUUGUUCAUCUUCAAAUGCUGAGCCUUGCAGACAACCACUUUAAUUUAUCUCAAAUUCCCGCUGCUAUCGGCCAACUGUCUGGCCUAACUUAUCUCAACCUCUCUAAUUCUGCUUUUUAUGGCCAAGUCCCAUCGGAGAUUUCAAACUUGACCAAGUUGUCCUCCCUUGAUGUGUCUUCCAAUUAUGAUCCAGAUACUGGAGAAAAGGUUUUGCAGCUUAAAGAUCAUCACAACUUCAAAACACUAGUUCGGAAUCUGACCAGAAAUCAAAGUGAACUGGAGUUGUUGUUUCUCGAUGGAAACAAGAUAAGCGGCCAAAUACCAAUUUGGAUGUGGAACACAAGCACACACACUUUGAUCGUGUUGGACGUUAGUAAUAACUCCUUAACAGACUUUGACCAACUUCCUAAUCAGUUUCUUCCUUGGAUUAACUUAUUCAUGUUUGAUAUAUCACUGAAUAAGUUUUUAGGACCCCUACCAAUUCCUCCACCAUCCAUUGCUUAUUAUAAUGCCUCAAACAACAUGCUAACUGGAGAAAUUCCACCUCUAUUUUGCAAUAUGACUUCAUUUCGUAACCUUGAUUUGUCUAACAACAACUUGGAGGGCAUGGUUCCAAAAUGUUUGGGAAGCUCAAGUAAGGCUCUAUUGACGUUGAGUUUGAGAAACAAUUCAUUUCAUGGAAUUAUACCUCAACUAUGCAGCAACAAUGCAAGUCAGUUGAAAAUGGUUGAUGUUAGUUAUAAUCAGUUGCAAGGGAAGCUACCACGAUCAUUGUCCCAUUGUUUGAUGCUCGAAGCUAUUGUAGUCUCAAACAAUCAAUUACAUGAUUCCUUUCUGUUAGGGAAUUGGGAGAAAAAUAACUAGCAACGGAAACAAAGAAAGCGAAGAACAAACACACAAUGUACGUGGAAACCCUUGACGGGAAAAACCACGGGCAGGGAGAAGCAAAUCAAAUAUCGAAAAAUUGGUACAAAGGUGAGCAAAAUUUCGCGAUACCCUGAAACCUCAAUUUCAGCCGAAAAAUCCCAAAAGCAUAAGAAAUAUAUAUUGUAUGGAAAAAACCCUAAAAUUGAACAGGUCCGUACUUCCGCUUCCACCACAGAGCCCCAAAUUUUUCUCUAAAAUUAGUUUCACCAAAUGGGUCGCACCGCGAGCUUUUCGGGUCGGGUCAACAAGAAUUCGGGUCACUAACUCUAACACUUUCCA
This is a messenger RNA of Ziziphus jujuba (common jujube), 1629 nucleotides long. Its product is annotated as receptor-like protein 9DC1. NCBI's taxonomy places the organism in Eukaryota, Viridiplantae, Streptophyta, Magnoliopsida, Rosales, Rhamnaceae. The coding region runs from base 79 to 1287 and encodes 402 amino acids. Gene Ontology annotation, molecular function: protein binding. The record is from RefSeq and is a predicted model, not a curated record. The transcript has 2 exons.